This is a messenger RNA of Cavia porcellus (domestic guinea pig), 6317 nucleotides long. RefSeq names its product kinesin family member 21A (gene Kif21a). Lineage: Eukaryota; Metazoa; Chordata; Mammalia; Rodentia; Caviidae. Gene Ontology annotation, biological process: spindle elongation; microtubule-based movement; mitotic spindle organization. The transcript has 37 exons. Gene Ontology annotation, cellular component: microtubule associated complex. Gene Ontology annotation, molecular function: microtubule motor activity; microtubule binding; ATP binding. The record is from RefSeq and is a predicted model, not a curated record. Bases 136 to 5145 code for a protein of 1669 amino acids.
GCCGCAGCCGGCGGCGGAGCCCAGUCCCUCCCUCCGCGCCCUCCGCUCGUCACCUUGCCAGCCCGCCGCCAACAUGGCUGGAGCGCGGCGCCGCCGCUGAGCCCGCCGCCCCUGCCGCCCCCUACCGCCGCCAGCAUGUGGGGCGCCCCGGACGACAGCUCCGUGCGCGUGGCCGUCAGAAUAAGACCACAGCUUGCCAAAGAAAAGAUUGAAGGAUGCCAUAUUUGUACAUCGGUCACUCCAGGAGAGCCCCAGGUCUUCCUAGGGAAAGAUAAGGCCUUUACUUUUGAUUAUGUAUUUGACAUAGACUCCCAACAAGAACAAAUCUAUACUCAGUGUAUUGAAAAACUAAUUGAAGGUUGUUUUGAAGGAUACAAUGCUACAGUUUUUGCUUAUGGACAAACUGGAGCUGGCAAAACAUACACAAUGGGAACAGGAUUCGAUGUUAACAUCACUGAGGAAGAACAGGGUAUUAUUUCUCGUGCUGUUAAACACCUUUUUAAGAGUAUUGAAGAAAAAAAGCAUGCAGCAAUUGGAAAUGGACUUCCUCCUCCAGAUUUUAAAGUGAAUGCCCAAUUUUUGGAGCUCUAUAAUGAAGAGGUUCUUGACUUAUUUGACACUACACGUGAUAUUGAUGCAAAAAAUAAAAAAUCAAAUAUAAGAAUUCAUGAAGAUUCAACUGGAGGAAUUUAUACUGUGGGAGUCACAACACGCACUGUGAAUACAGAAUCUGAGAUGAUGCAGUGUCUAAAGUUGGGUGCUUUAUCUCGCACCACUGCCAGUACCCAGAUGAAUGUUCAGAGCUCUCGUUCACAUGCCAUUUUUACGAUUCAUGUGUGUCAGACUCGAGUGUGCCCCCAAGUAGAGGCCGACAAUCUGACUGAUAAUAAGAUGAUUUCUGAAUCACCACAAAUGAAUGAAUUUGAAACCCUGACUGCAAAGUUUCAUUUUGUUGAUCUGGCAGGAUCAGAAAGACUGAAACGAACUGGAGCUACAGGAGAGAGGGCAAAAGAAGGCAUUUCCAUCAACUGUGGGCUUUUGGCACUUGGAAAUGUGAUAAGUGCGUUAGGAGACAAGAGCAAGAGAGCCACUCAUGUGCCCUACAGAGAUUCCAAGCUGACAAGACUGCUGCAGGAUUCCCUGGGGGGUAAUAGCCAAACAAUCAUGAUAGCAUGUGUCAGCCCAUCAGACAGAGAUUUUAUGGAAACAUUAAACACUCUGAAAUAUGCCAAUCGAGCAAGAAAUAUUAAGAACAAAGUGAUGGUCAAUCAGGACAGAGCAAGCCAGCAAAUCAAUGCCCUCCGCAGUGAGAUCACACGACUUCAGAUGGAACUUAUGGAGUACAAAACAGGUAAAAGAAUAAUUGAUGAGGAGGGUGUAGAAAGCAUUAAUGACAUGUUUCAUGAGAAUGCUAUGCUUCAGACUGAAAAUAAUAACCUGCGUGUUAGAAUCAAAGCCAUGCAAGAGACAGUUGAUGCAUUGAGGACCAGAAUCACACAGCUUGUCAGUGAUCAAGCCAACCAAGUUCUCGCCAGAGCAGGUGAAGGCAAUGAAGAGAUCAGUAAUAUGGUUCAUAGUUAUAUCAAAGAGAUUGAAGAUCUCAGGGCAAAAUUAUUAGAAAGUGAAGCAGUGAAUGAGAACCUUCGAAAAAACUUGACAAGGGCCACAUCAAGGUCACCAUAUUUCAGUGGAUCCUCAGCUUUUUCUCCCAGUAUACUUUCUUCUGACAAAGAAACAAUUGAAAUCAUAGAUCUAGCUAAGAAAGACUUAGAGAAGCUGAAAAGGAAAGAAAAGAAGAAGAAAAAAAGGCUACAGAAACUUGAGGAAAGCAAUCGAGAAGAAAGAAGUUUGGUCAAUAAAGAGGAAUAUGCAGACACUGACCAAGAGAAGAAAGAAGAAAAAGGUGCUCUAGAACGAGAAAGCAAUGAGUUAGAAGUGGAAGAGAGUCAGGAAGUGAGUGAUCAUGAGGAUGAGGAAGAGGAGGAGGAAGAUGAAGAUGACAUGGAAGCAGGUGAAAGCUCUGAUGAGUCGGAUUCUGAUUCGGAUGAAAAAGCCAAUUACCAAGCAGACUUAGCAAAUAUAACCUGUGAAAUUGCAAUUAAGCAAAAGCUGAUUGAUGAACUAGAAAACAGCCAGAAAAGAUUGCAGACACUGAAAAAGCAAUAUGAAGAGAAGCUGAUGAUGCUGCAGCAUAAAAUUCGGGAUACUCAGCUUGAAAGAGACCAGGUGCUUCAGAAUUUAGGCUCUGUGGAAUCUUACUCAGAAGAAAAGGCAAAAAAAAUUAAGUCUGAGUACGAAAAGAAACUCCAAGCCAUGAACAAAGAAUUGCAGCGACUUCAGGCAGCUCAGAAAGAGCACGCAAGAUUGCUCAAAAAUCAGUCUCAAUAUGAAAAGCAAUUGAAGAAAUUACAGCAGGAUGUAAUGGAAAUGAAAAAAACAAAGGUUCGCCUAAUGAAGCAAAUGAAAGAAGAACAAGAGAAAGCUAGACUGACAGAAUCUAGAAGAAACAGAGAAAUCGCACAAUUGAAAAAGGAUCAGCGUAAGAGAGAUCAUCAACUUAGACUUCUGGAAGCCCAAAAAAGAAACCAAGAAGUGAUUCUUCGUCGCAAAACUGAAGAGGUUACAGCUCUUCGUCGGCAAGUGAGGCCUAUGUCUGAUAAAGUGGCUGGGAAGGUCACUCGGAAGCUGAGCUCCUCAGAAGCACCUGGUCAGGACACGGGUUCCAGUGCAGCUGCUGUGGAGACAGAAGCAUCAAGGGCAGGCACGCAGCAGAAAAUGAGAAUUCCCGUGGCAAGGGUACAGGCCUUACCAGUGCCCACAGCAAAUGGCACCAGAAAAAAAUAUCAGAGGAAAGGAUUGACUGGCCGGGUGUUCACCUCCAAGACAGCCCGCAUGAAGUGGCAGCUCCUGGAGCGUAGGGUCACUGACAUCAUCAUGCAGAAAAUGACCAUUUCCAAUAUGGAAGCUGACAUGGACAGGCUCCUCAAGCAACGGGAAGAACUCACAAAAAGACGUGAAAAGCUUUCAAGAAGAAGAGAGAAGAUAAUCAAGGAGAGUGGAGAGGGGGAUAAGAAUGUGGUUAGCAUCAAUGAGGAGAUGGAGUCACUGACUGCUAACAUAGAUUACAUCAAUGAUAGUAUUUCUGAUUGUCAAGCCAAUAUCAUGCAAAUGGAAGAAGCAAAGGAAGAAGGCGAGAUCUUGGAUGUCACUGCAGUAAUUAAUGCCUGCACACUCACAGAAGCUCGAUACCUGUUAGAUCACUUUCUGUCAAUGGGCAUCAAUAAGGGUCUUCAGGCUGCCCAGAAAGAGGCACAAAUCAAAGUACUUGAGGGUCGACUCAAACAAACUGAAAUAACCAGUGCUACGCAGAACCAGCUCCUAUUCCACAUGCUGAAAGAGAAAGCAGAAUUAAAUCCUGAGCUGGAUGCUUUACUAGGUCAUGCUUUACAAGAUCUAGAUAGCGUACCAUUAGAAAAUGUAGAGGAUAGUUCUGAUGAGGAUGCACCUUUAAACAGCCCUGGAUCUGAUGGAAGCAAUCUGUCUUCAGACCUUAUGAAGCUUUGUGGUGAAAUAAAAUCAAAAAGCAAGGCUCGGAGGAGAACCACCACUCAGAUGGAAUUGCUGUAUGCAGACAGCAGUGAACUAGCGCCAGACACUAGUACAGGAGAUGCCUCCUUGUCUGGUGCUCUCAUCCCUGCUGCAGAGGGGCAAGAGAUUGGAAUGAAUGCAGAGACCAGUGGCACUGCUGCUAGGGACAAAGAGCUUCCUCCCCCAUCUGGCUUACCUUCUAAGAUAGGCAGCAUUUCCAGACAAUCAUCUCUACCAGAAAAAAAAAUACCAGAGCCUUCCCCUGUAAGUAGGAGAAAGGCCUACGAGAAAGCAGAGAAAUCAAAGGCCAAGGAACAAAAACACUCAGAUUCUGGAACCUCAGAGGCUAGUCUCUCACCUCCUUCUUCCCCACCAAGCCGGCCCCGUAAUGAACUGAAUGUCUUUAAUCGUCUUACUGUUUCUCAGGGAAACACAUCAGUUCAGCAGGAUAAGUCUGAUGAAAGUGACUCUUCUCUGUCGGAAGUACACAGGGGCAUAAUCAACCCAUUUCCUGCUUCAAAAGGCAUCAGAGUGGCUCCACUGCAGUGUGUUCACAUAGCCGAAGGGCACACAAAAGCUGUGCUGUGUGUGGAUUCUACUGAUGAUCUUCUCUUCACUGGAUCAAAAGAUCGUACUUGUAAAAUAUGGAAUCUAGUGACUGGGCAGGAAAUCAUGUCCUUGGGGGGUCAUCCCAACAAUGUCGUGUCUGUCAAAUACUGUAAUUACACAAGUUUGGUCUUCACGGUGUCAACAUCUUAUAUUAAGGUGUGGGAUAUCAGAGAUUCAGCAAAGUGCAUUCGAACACUGACGUCUUCCGGUCAAGUUAAUCUUGGAGAUGUCUGUUCUGCAAGUACAAACCGGGUUGUAGCUAUUCCUUCUGGAGAGAACCAAAUCAAUCAAAUUGCGCUCAACCCCACAGGCACAUUCCUCUACGCAGCUUCUGGAAAUGCUGUCAGAAUGUGGGAUCUUAAAAGGUUUCAGUCUACAGGAAAGUUAACUGGACAUCUAGGCCCUGUUAUGUGCCUUACUGUAGAUCAGAUUUCCAGUGGACAAGAUCUGAUCAUCACUGGCUCCAAGGACCAUUACAUCAGAAUGUUCGAUGUAACUGAAGGGGCUCUUGGAACUGUAAGUCCUACGCAUAACUUUGAACCCCCGCAUUAUGAUGGUAUAGAAGCAUUAACUAUCCAAGGGGAUAGCCUGUUCAGUGGGUCCAGAGAUAAUGGAAUCAAGAAAUGGGACAUAGCUCAAAAAGACCUUCUUCAGCAAGUUCCAAAUGCACAUAAAGACUGGAUCUGUGCCUUGGGAGUGGUGCCAGGCCACCCAGUGUUGCUCAGUGGCUGCAGAGGGGGCAUUCUGAAACUCUGGAACAUGGAUACUUGUGUGCCAGUUGGAGAGAUGAAGGGUCACGAUAGUCCUAUCAAUGCCGUGUGUGUUAACUCUGCCCACAUUUUUACUGCAGCUGAUGAUCGAACUGUGAGAAUUUGGAAGACUCACAAUUUGCAAGAGAGUCAGAUGUCUGACCCAGGAGACCUGGGGGAAGAUAUUACCAGUACAUAAACAGGAGUGAAGAGAAAAACCAUAAGCUAAAUACUGUGAUUAAUACUCUGUAUGUUCUUUGUGGGAAAUGUUGUCCUGUAUUUAUUAGGCAUAAACUUAUGAAUGGAAUUAACUGGAAAAUGUAUCUGAAUCCAGCUGCUAAGUAUAAAUUAUAUUCUAAUGAAACUCUGUCUGUACUAUCCUGUGUGCUUUUAGUGUCUAUGAAUACAUAUGUAUCCUGUAAUUGAAAUAUGGCUUGAUUCACACUUUCAUUGUGGCUGGAUUUUUGUGCCUUGCUAGAAAAAGGCAAAUUAUUUGAAUUGUAACAUGUCUGCUUUUGUGACAGAAAACACACCUGGGAUAUAAUACAGCUCACUGUGUACUCCUUCAUGUAGUCUGUCAAAAGAUUUGCAUAUUUAAACAUACUGGAAAUAUGAGUCAAACUGUGGUCUGCCAUUAGGUACGCAUCCCAGUCUAUAGAACAUUCCCAAAUUCCAAAGCUCUUUUAAGGGAAAAGUAAGGAGAGUAUUAUUGAUUUCUCAUAAAAUGAAAUUGACCUGAAUCUGUUAACACAGGAUGUAUAACAAUUUGUGUUAAAUCUUGGCAUUUACUUACAUUGACCAAAGUUUGCAGUUCUGCUAUAUUCUGUGCUCAGGACUAAAAUGCUAUUGGAUUGUUGUUUUGUUAGUGCUGUGUAUACAUUCUUUGAUGGUAAACAUUUUUUGAUGUCCCUAACAGAAAGAUAUUUUGAUCUAUUUUCCUAUGGAGUUGUUUCUAUUAUUGCCUUUGAGUUUCUUUUCUUUUUUUUUUAAUUUAAUAGUAGUAUUUCCUUUUCCUUUAAUUUUUAUAUGCUGCUAAAUAUAUUUUAAAUACACUGUAUUUGCAAACUUUGGUAGCUAAGAUGAGAACUAUUAUCCUCUGUGGUGGGGAACACUAUAUAAAUAGGUAGAUUGUAAAGAGAGACUACCUUGCGUUGCGCCUGUAUGAAUUUUUAAACACUGUAGAUUGGAUUUGCAAAAGGAUAUAUAAUUUAUCUGUCUUCUCAGAACAUUAAUUUGUAAAUUCUGCAAGUUUAAUUUUUAUGUAGAUAGUAUAAUACUGGAAAAUAUUGUCUUUUGUGAUUUUUUUUCCCUAAAAAUAUUUGCUUGUAAGUCAAAGCAUAGCUUGGGCUUAAAUAAACAUGUUGCUAUGAA